Messenger RNA from Pichia kudriavzevii, 1440 nucleotides. RefSeq lists its product as uncharacterized. The transcript has a single exon. Gene Ontology annotation, biological process: endocytosis; actin cortical patch localization; plasma membrane tubulation. Gene Ontology annotation, cellular component: mating projection tip; Rvs161p-Rvs167p complex; actin cortical patch. NCBI's taxonomy places the organism in Eukaryota, Fungi, Ascomycota, Pichiomycetes, Pichiales, Pichiaceae. The coding region runs from base 1 to 1440 and encodes 479 amino acids. Gene Ontology annotation, molecular function: protein binding; lipid binding. The record is from RefSeq and is a predicted model, not a curated record.
AUGAGUUUCAAGGGAUUCCAAAAGGCGAUUGUUCGGGCGCCGCAGAACUUCCGCCAGAAGCUGCACAUGGGCACAGUUACUGAGGAUGCCGUCUAUAUGGAUGCCGAGAGACGAUUCCAAGAGCUGGAGUCGGAGACCAAGAGGCUCUCUGACGAGAGUAAGAGGUACCAUAAGGCUGUCAAUGAGAUGUUGGAUCAUCAGUUGAGUUUCUCCAAGGCUAUUGAGGAGAUUUACAAGCCAAUCAGUGGAAGAAUGAGCGAUCCGAAUUCUGCGAUUCCUGAGGGGAAUCCCGAAGGUAUUGAGGCGUGUGAGCAAUAUCGAGAUGUGGUUAAUGAAUUAAAGGAGACACUCAAGCCAGAUUUGGAGUUGAUUGAGACGAGAAUUGUGGAGCCUGCCCAAGAGCUGUUAAAGAUCAUCCAGGCAAUUAGGAAAAUGGCGACAAAGAGAAGCCAUAAACAAUUAGACUUGGAUAGGCAUCAAAAUACUCUAUCCAAGUAUCAGAACAAGAAGGACCCUAAACCGAAGGAUGAGGAGAAAAUUUACAAGUAUGAAAAUGAAGUUGCUAUUGCACAGCAAGAAUUUGAUUAUUAUAAUGAGAUGAUGAAGACCGAAUUACCGAUAUUAUUCCAAUUGGAGGCUGAGAUGGUGAAGCCAUUAUUUAUAUCGCUGUAUUAUAUGCAGUUGAAUGUUUUUUAUACACUUGCAUCUAGAAUGGAGGAAAUGAAGAUUCCAUACUUUGAUUUAUCACAGGAUAUCAUUGAAGCCUUCAAUUUGAAGAGGGGAGACAUUGAGGAACGAGCAGACGCCAUCAGUGUUACCCAUUUCAAAGUAGGUCAUGCUAAGUCGAAACUGGAAGCUACCAGAAGGCGUUUUGAGAUGCAGCAACAAGCCAAUGCGGGUGCUACCGGAUAUACUCCAGGUGCUCCAGGUGCUACCGGUUAUACUCCAGGUGCUACCGGUUAUGCUCCCGGUGCUACCGGCUAUGCGCCAAGUGCCGUCUCCUCGCCCGUGUCGAGCGUCCCCACAUACAACUCGUACGGUGCUACAGGGACCCCGCCAUCCACUGCCGGAUACACGGGCACCUAUCCGGGAGCAGCAAAUACAUACGGUGGAUACGGAUACGCCAACGAGAAGGCAGAACCCCCUGCAUAUUCCCCCGUAUCUCCAAUAUCACCUAUAGGUGCAACUACUACUCCUGUUGCUGGAGCAUUUGUGUCGCCCACAACGGCACCGCCCGCUGCGGCCAACGCCGCCGUGCCCGGCGUGUGCACGUGCACUGCGCUCUACGACUACACGGCGCAGGCUGCGGGGGACUUGACGUUCCGCGCGGGCGACGUGAUUACGGUCUACGAGAAAACCGACGCGAACGGGUGGUGGAAAGGUGAGCUUAAUGGCGUAAUGGGUGUUUUCCCCGGCAACUACGUCCAACUUAACCAGUAG